Messenger RNA from Sipha flava (yellow sugarcane aphid), 735 nucleotides. RefSeq lists its product as uncharacterized. NCBI's taxonomy places the organism in Eukaryota, Metazoa, Arthropoda, Insecta, Hemiptera, Aphididae. The transcript has 4 exons. The record is from RefSeq and is a predicted model, not a curated record. Bases 274 to 735 code for a protein of 153 amino acids.
GCUGCUGCUGCUGCUGCUGCUGCUGUUGCACUACUACGAGUUGCCGCCGCCGCCGCCGCCGCCGCGAGUCUCCUCGAUUAUCACGCGACUAACGCACGCACACACGCGGGCCCGGACCGCUGCGCACACACGUUCGUGUUCGGUUUGCGCGGCGAGUGCUAUUGCUGCUGCACGACUUCGACGGCCGCGUUCACUCAACAGCCCGGAACACGCACCAGAACCGCCGGCCGUAUUCGAGUACUGCUUGGACACGCACAACAUCCCUGCGUGAUCAUGUCUGCUUCCAGUGCGCGGUGUUACGUGCCCAGGUCCGUCCUAGUGGCCGUUGUCGCCGCGCUCGCCUCGUGCACCGACGCAGCCACCGUCAUGCUCAAAAUUAAAGACAAUACGAUAUUGAGACCGAAGGGCGCCGUUGACGUAGUUGACGGUACCGCCACGACAGCGAUGAAGGACGGCUCCCAAGCGUUUUUUAGCAAUCAGAACUACUCAAACGUCGCUAACAUUACCGACGACGACGGGACGUCCGGCGCGGACGAAGAAACGCUGUCCGCCGUGUGGUACCUAGCCGCGUUCGGCGGCCUCGUGCUGUUCUUCUUCGUGGUCACGUGCUCCGAGCUGUUCUUCGGCAACCCGAUCUACACGAGGAGCGCGGUCGAGCUGCCGCACGCCGGUUACCUGCGCCGCCACACAAUUCAUUUUCUUGGUUGGUGUUAUGAAAAAUCAAAUAACUGGUAG